AUGGACGACAUCACGCGCUGGGUCCGCCGGCUCGUGUGCAAAGGCCUUGACGUCGACGACGACGUGUACAACCGCGUCUUUGAGGAGACGUCCAAGACCGCCAAGAAGCCGCCGACCCGCGACUUGUACCGUAAGUUCUUCUCGAGCGAGACGGCUGCGGGCAACGUCCUCUUCUUCUACACGACACAAUACGAGAUCGACGUGGAAGUCGAGGUCGAAGAGGAGGUCGAUGCGCCGCCCAAGGCGAUCGCCGCCGAGGCGCCGCGCCCAGAAGAGCCGACAGCAGACGACGCGGCUAGUAGUAGUAGCAGCAACAACAACGGCUUGCCUGGUCCCGUGACCGUCGAGCAAGACGAGCGUGACUUGGCCGCGCCUGCCGAGAAGGUCAAGACGAUUCGCCGCAUCACGACGCGGGAAGCCAAGGACAUGUGCAACGUAAGCUUGAACGUGCUGCCCGUGCACGACGGCCCGUGCGUCUUUUUCAUCAAGAGCGGCGACGGCCCCGUCGCGCUUCUCUCGAGCGAGGCCGAAGACAUUGCGAGCAACAUUGAGGUCGGGUGCUCGACAGGCGACUUGCUGUCAAACCUCGAGGGCGUCAUCUGCCACGUGUUCAUUCCCGUGCUCGACCCCAAGCUGCUCGCCGAGGGCGGGUACGAGACCGAGCUCACCGACGCCCACCACGCGCUCAAGGUCAUUGACGCAGUCCGCAACGAGUUUCGGGGCAACCUCGUUAAAUUUGCAUCGCAAAUCUCCAAUGCGAUGCAGCAGAUCCAAGGCGACGUGCACCUCGUGAUUCCGCCCGUCUCGAUCGACAAGCCGGAAGCCUGUCUCGACGACUACGAGCUUAUCAACACGCUCGAGCAAGCACUCGAAGAGUGGUACAAGGUCGUCGCGAUGGUGGUCGACCAAGAGGCGCGCAAGGCACCAAAGCGCAAGGGUCCGUUGGCCGAAAUUGAGUUUUGGCGCGAACGCAACGCGACGUUGAGUACGAUUUUUGAGCAAAUCAACAUGCCCCACGUGCAAAAGAUGCUCACGCUGCUCGAGCUCGUCGAAGCCGCGAUGCUCUCGACGUUCCGGUAUCAUUUCUCCGAGCUCAGCAAGCAGUACAUUGAAGCCAAGGACAACGUCAAGUUCCUCACGACGCUCGAGCGCCACUUCAAGAACCUCGCGGUCGGCUCGUUCGGAACGAUCGCGGACACGCUGCCGUCCAUGAUGAACGCGAUCCGCAUGGUCUGGAUCAUCUCGCGCCACUACAACACGGACGAGCGCAUGGUGCCGCUCAUGGAGCGCAUUGCCUCGGAGAUUGCCGACAAGGUCGCCGGCGCCAUCAACAUUCACACGUUUCUGCGCAAGCCGCCCGAGACGGCGCUGCACGCGAUCGAAGAGGCCAAGAUGGUGCUUGAUCUGUGGUACACGACGUACAUGAAGGUCCGCGAGCGCAUUGAAGCGAGCGGGACCGACCAUCGAUGGGAGUUUGACCGAAAGCGGCUCUUUGACCAAACCAACUACAUGGCCAAGAUUUGCGAAAACCUCCAAGAAGUCGCGACCGUGCUGGACCAAUUCCACAAAUUCCUCGGACCCGAGCUCAAGAGCGUCACGGGCGACUCGCAAGGCAUUGACGACGUCAUGGCGCGCGUCGAGAGUCUCAUUGCGCCCUUCGAGAACGUUCCGUUUCGCAUCUUUGACCGCGGCUACAAGACGAGCUGGGAGUCGGUCAUGGUGCAGUUCCGCGAAAAAGUGGUCGAGAUUGAGACCAUGACGCGCAAGUUCAUCGACACGUCGUUCCAGAAGCUUCGGUCGGCCGAGGGCGCGUUCGACUUGCUCCAGAACUUUCAAAACAUCCAGUCGCGCGACUCGAUCAACAAGCAAAUGAUGGAAAAGUACAAGGACAUUUUGAUGCAGUACAGCAAGGAGCUCGAGAAACUCACCGAGCAGUUUGAGCUCAACAAGGCGCGACCGCCGAUCUACAAGUCGCACCCGCCCGUCGCCGGCGCGAUUGCGUGGGCCCGGGCGCUCUACCACCGCGCCAAGAAGCCCAUCAUGCGCUUCCGGGCCAUGCACGAUUUGCUCAAGUCGCCCCACGGCGAAGAAGUCAAGGAGAAAUACCUCGUGUUUGCGCGCGCCGUCGACGCCUACAUCCGCGGCCUCCAUCUCGAGUGGAAGGAAAAGGUGCCGUCCAUGACCAACGAGCAUCUCAAGCAGCCGAUCCUGGGGCCGCCGCUCCUUGAGACGAGCAAGAUCGAGAACGGGUCGCCUUUGCUCAAGCUGCCGCCGCCGCCGUUUUACCCCAACUUUGCACCCGAGCUCUCGAUGAUCAUCCGCGAAGCCAAGUACAUGGACCGGCUCGGCUUUGACAUUCCUGAAGAGGCGCUCAACGUGACGCUCCAAGAAGGCAAGUACCACCAGAUUGUGCAGGACCUCAAGGGCAUGCUCAAGCAGUACGACGCGCUCCUCAAGAGCCUCUCGCCCGUCGAGACGUACCUUCUCCGCGGGCAGCUCAAGGACCUCGACGAUGCGCUCCGCGUCGGCUUUUACCCGCUCAACUGGAACUCGCAGCGCAUUUUUUCGUUCAUUGAAGCGUCGCUGAAAGCGCUCAACCAGUUUGGCAACAUUGUCUCGCAAGUCCACAAGAGCGCCAAGAUGAUCGAAGAGGUCGUCGUCACGAUUGAGAACACGAUGCUCAUCAAGAUCAGCGACUACGAAGACGGCGUCGUGACCGAAGUGGGCGAGUUUUACGAGCUCAUGGAGCGCAACCGCGUCGCGCGCAUUGACGAGCUCGUGCAAAACUACAGGAGCAUCGGGCCGCUGCUCAUCAAGGUCGAGGAGGUCGUCGCGGGCGUCAACACGGGGUGCAGUCCCAAGCUCGCGACCUACUACAUGUACUGGGAGCGGCGCGUGUUCAACGCGAUCACAAAGAUGAUCAUUGGCUCGAUGACGACGUUCCAAGCGCUUUUGAACGUGCACCAAAAGGACGUCUUUCGCCAAAACAACAACAACGCGCACGAAGCCAACAAACUCAAGCGCCCACCGCUCUGCAAGAUCAAGGCUACCAUGAACGGCAAGGACAUUGUCGUGACGCCGACGCUCAGCGACAUGUACAAGUACCUCAGCAAGUGCGUCAAGCACAUUGUCGAGAGCGCCAAAGCAUUUGCACGCUGGAUGCACGGUACUUGCCGCGAAACCGAGCCCCAAGUCGCGUCCGAGGACGACGAGCCCGUCACGUUUACGUUCUACAAUGACAUUUCGCAAAACCCGUAUGUGAUCAAGAUGACUCUCUCGCUCAACCAAGAGAUCCACAAGGUCUUCAACAUCAUCAACAAGUACCUCGACUCGUGGCGCCGGUACGACACGGUCUACGCGCUCUGGAACCCGAAACGUCGCGCGGCCUUGGACAAGCUCGCCGACAAGAAGCCGAGCUGCGUCUACUUUGAUGCGCGCAUGGCGUCGUAUGCGCGCCUCGCCGAUAGCGUGCGUAGCCAGCCGACUGAGAAGGAAACGGACUUUCUUCAAAUCAACUGCUUUGCGGUCGCAGUGGCGAUUGCCAAACAGGCCGAAAAGUGGAAGGACGACUAUGGUCAGAUUUUGCUGGAGCUCUCGACCAAGAAGCUCGCGGCCAGCGUCGCCAUCAUGGACGGCUUUGAGAAGGAGCUGGUGGCGGCGCCGACGGACCUUGCGUCGCUCAAGGCGUUGUUGAAUACGAUUGCGCGCAUCUCAGCCUCGAGUAUGGAGAUGGAGCUCGACUACUGCGACAUUGCCGAGCGGUACCGGACACUGCAAACGUACGCGAUCGCGAUGCAAGACGGCGGCGCCGAGGCCACGCGCGCGUUUGAGCUCGAGUCGCGCUGGAAGAGCCUCGUGAUCGCGAGCAAGACCAAGGAUCUACGGCUCAUCCACGUCAAGGACCAGUUCCGCGUCGUGACCAAGCAAGACACGGCGGCGUUUGCGAUCGACUGCAAAGCGAUGCGGUCCGACUUUUUUUCGACUGGACCUGGCGGAACACUCUCCGACUUGGACGCAGGCUUGGAGCUCGUGACCGAGUACAAGGCGCGGCUCAUGGCGUUCAAGAACAAGCGCCAAGAGCUCGUGAAUGCCGAGAACCUCUUUAGCCUUCCGUUGAGCGCGUACCCCGAGCUCCAAGAGGUGGCCGAAGCGCUCGAGAAGCACGAGCGCGUGUACGCACUCUAUAUUGAGCAAAAGGAGUUUAUCACGGGCAUGUCGGGCGUGCUCUGGGGGGAACUCGACGUUGGCUUCAUGACCAAGGGCAUCGACGAGCUCGAAAAGACGUGCCGCAAGUUUCCCAAGGAGCUUCGCGCGAUGGCGACGUUCCAAGAAGUUGAAAAGCAGAUUUUUGCGUUCAAGGAAAGCAUCCCGCUCAUUGCGUCGCUCAAGAACGACGCGAUGAAGCCGCGGCAUUGGGAAGAGCUCAUGGGCGUCACGCAGGUCAAGUUUGAAAUGAACCUCAAGACGUUUACGCUCGGCAAUCUCUUUGCGAUGCAACUGCACCGGUUUGCAGCCGAGAUUGGUGACAUUGUCAAUGCCGCGAUGCAAGAAGCCAAGAUCGACAUGGAGCUCCAAAAGAUCGAGGACGUGUGGGCCAAAGCGACGUUUGAAGUCGCCAAGUACAAGAAGAACGGGACAGACCGUGGCUGGGUGCUCCGCACCGCGGACGAGCUCAAAUUGACGCUCGAAGAUCACAUGCUCAACCUCCAGACGAUGAGCGGGUCGCGCUUCAUUGCGAGCUUCUCGGACCGCGUCCGCAAGUGGGAGAAGAAGCUCAACAUCGUCAACGAGUGCAUUGACGUGUGGUUUGUCGUUCAGCGCAAAUGGAUGUACCUCGAGAGCAUCUUUAUCGGCGCCGAAGACAUUCGGCUCCAGCUCCCGGAAGAAGCCAAGAAGUUUGAUGCGCUGGACAAGGCGUGGAAGGGCAUCAUGGCGGCCACAUACAAGAACGCAAACGCUGUCGAUGCGUGUACGACCGACAACCGUACCGAGACCCUCCUUGGGCUGUCCGAGCGCUUGGACAAGUGCCAGAAAAGCCUUAGCGACUACCUCGACACGAAGCGGAAUUCGUUUCCGCGCUUCUUCUUCAUCUCGGACGACGAGCUCCUCUCGGUGCUUGGGUCGUCGGACCCGACGUCGAUUCAAGUGCACAUGCUCAAGCUCUUUGACAACGUCAAGCUCCUAACGUUUGCGCGCAACAACCGCAACGUGACGGCCAUGGAGAGCUCGGAAGGCGAGGGCUUUGCCUUUCGGACCGUCUCGGUCGUCGAAGGACCCGUCGAGCAGUGGAUGACCGGUGUCGAAGACGAGAUGCGUGCGACGCUCCAAGUGAUCGCCAAGGAAGGCGUCUUUCAUUACGCGCGGUCGCCGCGGACAACGUGGCUCGGUGACGUCCUCGGCAUGGUGGGUCUCGUUGGCAGUCAAAUCUGGUGGACGUGGGAGGUCGAAGACGUCUUUCAUCGCGUGGCCGGCGGCAAUAAAUAUGCAAUGAAGGAGCUCGAGGUGAAGCUCACGGGGCAGCUCAACGACCUCGUGCGUCAAGUGCGCGAGCCCUUGCCCAAGCAGACGCGCAAGAAGGUGAAUACGCUUCUCAUCAUCGACGUCCACGCGCGCGAUAUCGUCGACGCGUUCGUUCGGGACUCGAUCUUGCACGAAAAAGAAUUCGCUUGGGAGUCGCAAUUGCGCUUUUACUGGGACAAGGACGUCGACGACGUCGUCAUCAAACAGUGCACGGGCACCUUUCGCUACGGCUACGAGUAUAUGGGUCUUAACGGUCGGCUCGUCAUUACGCCACUCACCGAUCGCUGCUACAUGACGCUGACACAAGCGCUGACAUUCAAGCUUGGCGGGUCUCCCGCGGGGCCAGCCGGGACGGGCAAGACAGAGACGGUCAAAGAUCUCGCCAAGUCACUCGCGCUGCCGUGCUACGUCAUCAACUGCGGCGAGGGCCUCGACUACAAAGCCAUGGGCAGCAUCUUCUCGGGGCUUGUUCAAGUCGGCGCGUGGGGCUGCUUUGACGAGUUCAACCGCAUCAACAUCGAAGUACUUUCCGUUGUCUCGGCGCAACUGCGAGCGAUCCAGAAUGCGCUCAACACGGACAAGCCAACGGUCGACAUUGGCUUUGGCACAGAAAUCGCGAUUCAUCGCACAGCAGGGUUUGCAACCUGCGGCUUCUUUAUCACGAUGAACCCGGGGUACGCGGGCCGCACCGAGCUCCCAGACAACCUCAAGGCGCUCUUCCGCCCCGUGACAAUGAUUGUGCCGGAUCUGCUCAUGAUCUGCCAGAUCAUGCUUUUUAGUGAAGGCUUUGAGAACGCGGUGGCGCUCGCGAAGAAGAUGACGGUGCUCUACAAGCUCUCGCGCGAACAGUUGAGCAAGCAGUACCACUACGACUUUGGGCUCCGCGCACUGAAGAGCGUGCUCGUCAUGGCCGGUUCCCUCAAGCGCGAGUACAGCGACAUGAGCGAAGACUUGGUGCUCAUGCGCGCGCUGCGCGACUCGAAUAUGCCAAAGUUCGUCUUUGAAGACGUUCCGCUUUUCCACGGCCUCAUCAACGAUCUCUUUCCUGGGCUCGACUGCCCGCGCGUGGGGUACGCCACGCUCAAGGACGCGAUCGAAGCCGACUUGGACGCGGGCGAAUACCGGACCACGGAUGCCGCUGUCUUUCGGGAACAGACGGACAAGAUCAUUCAAAUGUACGAGACGAUGCUGGUCCGGCACACGACCAUGAUCGUCGGCCCGACCGGCGGUGGCAAGUCGCUCGUGCUGCAGACGCUGGCAAAUGCGUCCAAGGUCGCGCUCGACGAAAUCGUCAAGAUCUUUGUGCUCAACCCGAAAGCGCAGUCGGUCGCUGAAUUGUACGGCACGAUGGACCCAGUCACUCGCGACUGGACGGACGGUGUUCUUUCCAAGCUCUUUCGAGAGCUCAACCAGCCGCUGCCACCCGGAAAGGAAAACGAAAAACGCUGGCUCAUCUACGACGGCGACGUGGACGCUGUCUGGGUCGAAAACAUGAACUCGGUCAUGGACGACAACAAGUUGCUCACGCUACCGAACGGCGAGCGUAUUCGCCUCCAAACGCACUGCAGCAUGAUCUGCGAAACAUUCGACUUGCAGUAUGCGUCGCCGGCGACCAUCUCGCGUUGUGGCAUGGUGUGGGUCGACCCAAAGAACCUCGGGUACCGUCCGUUCUACGAGCGCUGGCUCAAGAAGCGCACCAAGCUCGACGACAAAGGCCCGCUUUUAGAGCUUUUUGACCAGUAUGUACCCAAGUGCGUCGACUACAUUCUCGAGGGUACAGUUGGCACCGAAGUCGUCGGUCGCCUCACCCAAGUGAUUCCGAUCUCCAACAUGGAAAUGUGCAAGCAGUUGACGAACGCGAUCGACAGCUACUUUCCGGAAGCGCCCCUCGAGCGCAUGGACAUUGAAGGUCUCUUUCUCUUUUGCCUCGUGUGGUCGCUCGGCGCCGCGCUCAUCGAGCCCAGCCGCGUCCGCUUUGACGAGUUUCUCAAGACGAUCGCGACUUGCGCGAUGCCAACGCCGUCGCUUUACGCCUGCUUUUACAACUUUGAGACGCACAAGUGGCAGACGUGGGACUCGCGCGUGCCCUCGUACGUUGAGCCGGCGCCGUUCAACUUUUCCAACGUGCUCGUGCCAACGACAGACUCGGUCUUGUACUCGUACAUUCUUGCGACAGGCAUGAAGACGGAGCGCCCGGUCCUUCUCGUUGGCGACUCGGGCACGGCCAAGACCGUGACGGUGACCAACUAUCUCCGCGAACUCGACCCGCAGACCACGUCGUCGCUCAGUAUCAACUUUUCAAGCCGGACGAGCUCGGCCGACGUGCUCGCCAACAUCCAAGCCAACGUUGAUAAGCGCACGGGCAAAAUCUACGGCCCGCCCGCGGGCAAGAAGCUCGCUAUCUUCAUCGACGACAUGAACAUGCCCAAGGUCGACUUGUACGGCACGCAGCAGCCCAUCGCGCUCCUUCACUUUGUCGUGAGCAAAGGCUGCAUGUACGACCGUGGCAAAGAUUUGGACCUGCGCAUCCUCAAGGAUUUGCUCUACAUUGGUGCCAUGGGUCCGCCAGGCGGUGGCCGCAACAACGUCGACCCACGGUUCGUCGCACUCUUCAACGUGUACAACUUGACGCCACCGACAAAAGACGUUUUGCGCAACAUUUACGGCUCGAUUCUGACGACAUAUCUCCGCAACUUUGCGCCGCCCGUGCAGGAGGCUGGCGCCAAGCUCACGGACGUCCUUCUCCGCCUCUUUGACGUAAUUGUCGAGAAGCUGCCGCCGACACCGUCAAAGUUUCACUACAUCUUUAAUCUCCGAGACCUCGGCCGCGUCUGCGAAGGCGUGUGCAUGGCGACGCCCGACCGAUUCGACUCGUCGGCCAAGCUUGUUCGACUGUGGCGCAACGAGGUGCAACGCAUUUUUUGCGACCGCCUCACGAGCACGACCGACCUCGGCGUUGUCGACAGCGCUACUGCAGGCCUUCUCAACGAGGUGUUUCCGUCCGAAGCACCCGUCGCGCUCGUGGACCCUCUGCUCUUCGGGGACUAUGCGGACUGUCGAAAUCGGCUCGGCGGUGGCGGUGGCGAAGACCUCCGAUUGUAUCAGGACAUGGACUCGUACAAGCGGAUCCAGUCGCUCUUUGAGGAAGUGCUCGAGACGUACAACCUCGACAACAAGCCAAUGGCGCUCGUGCUUUUCGAGAUGGCGCUGGAGCAUCUCUCGCGUAUUCUGCGCAUCAUUCGCAACCCGCUCGGGCACGCGCUACUGAUUGGCGUCGGCGGCAGUGGGAAGCAGAGCUUGUCGCGCCUCGCUGCGUUUACUGCGGGCUACGAUCUCUUUGAAAUUUUCCUCACGCGCGGCUACGGAGAAACCGAGUUUCGGGAAAACCUCAAGGAUUUGUACCGGAAACUCGGCAAAUCGCCCGUCGUCUUUUUGUUUACCGACGCCCAUGCGGUUGAGGAAGGGUUUCUCGAGUUCAUCAACAAUAUGCUCACGACCGGUAUCGUCCCGGCGCUCUUUGAGCAAGACGAGAAGGACCAGCUCGGCGCCACCGUGCGGCAAGAGGUCAAGGCGGCGGGUUUGGUCGAGUCGAACGAGAAUUGCUGGAAAUUUUACGUCCAGCGCUGCCGCCAGAACCUGCACGUCGUGCUCGCCAUGUCACCGUCGGGCACGACGCUGCGCGUGCGCUGCCGGAACUUCCCCGGCCUCGUCUCGGCGAGCGUCAUUGAUUGGUUCUUCUCGUGGCCCGAAGACGCGCUUCGGAAUGUGGCGCGCUACUUCUUGCUCGACGAGAAGAUUCCCGAAGAGCACCGGCCCGAAGUCGUCAACCACCUCGUCCACGCCCACUUGCGCGUCGUGACGGUCGCGCACCGCUUUGCGGUCGAGUUGCGCCGCCACUAUUACGUGACGCCCAAAAACUACCUGGACUUUAUCGCCAACUAUCGGCUGCAGCUCAAGGAGAACAACCAAAAGGUCAACGCCAGUAUCGCGCGCCUCAAAGGCGGCUUGACCAAGCUCGUGGAAGCCAGCUUGGCCGUCGACCGCAUGCAAAUCGAACUUAGCGAGAAGAAGAUCAUUGUCGACGAGAAGACAGUCGCUUGCGAAGCGCUCAUCAAAACGAUUGGCGAAAAGUCGGCGAUUGCGAGCAAGCAGCAAGAAGUGGCUGCGAUCACCCAGAUCGAGUGCGAGAAAGCGAGCGUCGUCAUUGCCAAAGAAAAGGAGGAGGCUGACGCCGCGCUGCUCGAAGCGCUGCCGGCGGUUGAAGCCGCGGCGCAGGCGCUCCAGGACCUCUCGAAAGCCGACUUGACCGAAAUCAAAUCGUUUGCGUCCCCGCCCGCGCUCGUCAUGUCGGUGUGCAUGUGCGUGCUCAUUCUGCGGCCGACAGGUCAAGACCUCGACUUGGACUGGAAGGGUGCCAAGGUCAUGCUCAGCAACCCAAACAUGCUCAACUUGCUCAAAGAGUACGAGAAGGACAAGAUCACGGCCAAGAUGAUCUCCAAGAUCAAGACGUUCUUCAAGAACCCGGACCUCAACCUCGAAACGAUGAAGUCGAUCUCCAAAGCCGGAUCCGGUCUCCUAGUGUGGGUCAUUGCCAUCGUCAAAUACUACGACGUUGCGCGCAAUGUCGAGCCGCUCAAACUCAAAGUCAAAACGAUGGAGAAGGAGCAAGCCGUCAAAGAGCAAGAGCUGCUUGAGCUCAAAGAAACACUGGAGCGGCUCACGGUCGACCUCAACGGCCUCUCGUCGGCGUUUGAAGCUGCCAAUGGCGAACUCCAGGGCCUGAAGUCCCAAGCCGACCAGAUGCAAAAGCGAUUGAGCGCCGCGAGUAAGCUUCUCUCGGGUCUUGCAAGCGAGAAGACGCGCUGGACCAAGGACAUUGAGAGCUUGAACCUCCAAGGCGAGCGGCUCAUCGGCGACUGCCUCCUCACCGCGAGUUUUCUCAGUUAUGCCGGCGCGUUCAGCUUCGACUACCGCUACGAACUGAUCUACGUCGACUUUUUGACCGACGUGACGGGCCGGAAGUUACCGGCAACAGACCCGUUCAAGCUCGAGAGCUCGCUGACCAACGACGCGACCGUGCAAAAGUGGGUCGCGGAGGGCCUCCCGGCAGACGAGCACUCCGUGCAAAACGGUAUUUUAACGACCAAAGCAUCGCGCUUUCCGCUGUGCAUUGAUCCGCAGCAGCAAGCCGUCACGUGGAUCAAGCGACGCGAAGAGAAGAACAACUUGACGGUCAAGACGCUCAACGACGGCGAUUUCAUGAAGCAUCUUGAACUCGCGAUUCAGUUUGGCAACCCGUUCUUGUUUGAGGCCGUCGACGAAGAGCUCGACCCGAUUUUGGACCCGGUCCUUGAAAAAAGCACGUUCAUGGAAGGCUCCCAGCGGCUCAUCAAGCUCGGCGACAAGAACGUCGAGUGGGACGCCAACUUUCGACUCUACUUUACGUCCAAGCUCGCCAACCCGCACUACUCGCCCGAAGUUAUGGGUAAAACCAUGAUCGUCAACUACUCGGUGACGCAGGCGGGUCUCGCCAAUCAACUUUUGAACGUCGUUGUCGCCCACGAACGCCCGGACCUCGAGGAGCAGUACCGCGAGCUCGUGCGCGACAUGUCGGAGAACACGCAAAUGAUCGUCGAGCUCGAAGACACGCUGUUGCACGAGCUCUCGACGUCGACGGGCAACAUCUUGGACAACGAAGAGCUCAUUGUGACGCUGGACGAGACCAAGAACAAGGCGACCGAGAUCGGCUCGAAGCUCGACAUGAGCAAGUUUACAAAGGAUGAAAUCACAAAGGCGCGCGCCGUGUACUCGCCGGUCGCGCUACGCGGCAGUAUCAUGUACUUUGCCAUGUCGUCGCUCUCGACCAUCAUGAAGAUGUACGAGAUCUCGCUCACCUCGUUUUUGACGGUCUUCAACUCAGCGCUCGACAACGCCAAGCGCGACGUGGUCUUGGAGAAGCGACUCCGCUUCAUGAUCCAAAGCAUCACCGAAAUGAUGUACGACUACACGUGCACCGGCAUCUUUGAGCGCCACAAGCUCAUGUUGUCGUUCCAAAUGACCGUCAUGAUCAUGGCAAGCGCCAACGAGCUCGCGCGACCGGAGCUCGAUUUUUUCCUCAAGGGCGACACGUCGCUCGAGGCGGCGACCGUCAACAAGCCGGACGGCCUCGUCUGGAUCGCGGCUGCUGGCUGGAAAGACUUGCUCUGCCUCACCAAGAUGGCCGGGCCGUUUGAAACGCUCUUGAGCGACGUCACGACGCACAAGCGGGCGUGGCAAGAGUGGUACGAGCUCGAGGCGCCCGAGCAAAGUCCGUUCCCGUGCGACUACACGACCAAGCUCUCGCCGCUCCAGCAGCUUCUCAUUUACCGCUGCUUUCGCCAAGAUCGCGUCUACAACGCCAUGAAGCUCUUUGUCAUGGCAGUCCUCGGCGAAAAGUACGUACAGCCGCCCGUCUUGGACUACGCGCGGAUUUACGCUCAGAGCGCGCCGACCGCGCCGAUUGUGUGCAUUCUAAGUCCCGGGGCCGACCCGCAGAGCGACAUCCAGACGCUCGGGGAGGCCACGGGCUUCUCGGGCCACAAAUUUAAGUUUUUGGCGCUCGGCCAAGGCCAAGGACCGCUCGCCGAACAAAUGCUCGAGGCAGGCUACACGCGCGGCCACUGGGUGCUAUUGCAAAACUGCCACUUGCUCGCGAGUUGGCUACGGACGUUGGAGAAGACGCUGCUGGCGAUGCACAAGCCGCAUAAAGACUUUCGUCUCUGGCUCACGACCGAGCCCACGGAUCGGUUUCCGCUCGGCAUUCUCCAGCGGUCCCUCAAGGUCGUGACUGAGCCACCAGACGGGCUCAAGCAGAACAUGCGGUCGCUCUACUCGAAACUCGACGAAGCCCUCCUCGACGAGUGCCCGCACCCGGCGUUUAAACAAGUCGUGUUCGUCUUGUGCUUCUUGCACGCUGUCGUGCUCGAGCGCCGGAAAUACGGCAAAAUCGGCUGGAACGUGAGCUACGACUUUAACGAGUCGGACUUCAACAUUUCGCGCAAGCUGCUCUCGCUCUACUUGCACAAGGCGUUUGUCGACGGCGACGAGCAGCUGCCGUGGGGGUCCCUCAAGUAUCUCAUUGGCGACGCCAUGUACGGCGGGCGCGUCUCGGACGACUACGACCGGCGUGUCCUCACGACGUAUCUCUCCGAGUACAUGGGCGACUUCCUCUUUGACGACUGCCAGCCCUUCUUCUUUAGCCGGUCCGGCUUUGACUACCGGCUCCCGGUGGACGGACCGCUUGAGUCAUACUUGGCGACUGUCGAGGCGCUGCCGCUCACGAAUUCGCCGGCCGUCUUUGGCUUGCACCCGAACGCAGAAAUCGGGUACUACACCAACAUGACCAAGUCUGUGUGGCGCGACCUGAUCUCGCUCCAGCCGCGCUCGGCGGGCAGCGGCGGCGGUAUCUCGCGCGAAGACUACAUUACGAGCAUCGCGACCGACAUCGAGUCCAAGGUACCCGAGGCCGUCGACGUGAGUUUGAUCCGGAAGCGGCUCGGGGGCACACCGACGCCGACCCAAGUCGUGCUAUUGCAGGAGCUCGACCGCUGGAACGUGCUCACGGCCAAGAUGGCCACAUCGCUCGGGGACCUACAGAAGGCGCUCAUAGGUGAAAUCGGUAUGAGCGACGAGCUCGACGCGGUCGGGUCGGCCCUCUUUGACGGGUUCUUGCCAAAUAUGUGGCGGAGUCUGUGCCCGAAAACAGAAAAGCCGCUCGGGAGCUGGAUGGUCCACUUCAUGCAGCGCUACGCGCAGUACAUGAACUGGAUCGAGCAUGGAGACCCCGCGGUCAUGUGGCUCUCGGGCCUUGGCAUUCCAGAGAGCUACCUCACGGCGCUCGUCCAAACGACUUGUCGCGCCAAGAACUGGCCGCUCGACAAGAGCACGCUGUAUACGACGGUCACCAAGUUCCGCGCUGCGGCCGAAAUACCCUCGAGGCUCGACUCGGGCUGCUACGUCUCGGGGCUCUACCUUGAGGGCGCGUCGUGGGACCUCGAGAAGGGCUGUCUCUGCCAGCAGCAGCCCAAGAAACUGGUCGAAGAGCUCCCAAUCCUCCAAGUGAUCCCGAUCGAAGCAAGCCGCCUCAAGCUCCAAAACACAUUCCGGACACCGGUGUACGUGACGCAGUCGCGACGCAACGCGAUGGGCGUCGGGCUCGUCUUUGAAGCCGACCUCUUCACGAGCGACCACAUGUCCCACUGGGUUCUCCAAGGGGUCGCACUUGCGCUCAACACGGACUCGUAG
This is a messenger RNA of Saprolegnia diclina VS20, 13803 nucleotides long. RefSeq lists its product as hypothetical. Gene Ontology annotation, biological process: microtubule-based movement. The transcript is spliced from 7 exons. Gene Ontology annotation, cellular component: dynein complex. The record is from RefSeq and is a predicted model, not a curated record. Gene Ontology annotation, molecular function: minus-end-directed microtubule motor activity; dynein light intermediate chain binding; ATP binding. Bases 1 to 13803 code for a protein of 4600 amino acids. Lineage: Eukaryota; Oomycota; Saprolegniomycetes; Saprolegniales; Saprolegniaceae.